Messenger RNA from Suricata suricatta (meerkat), 3770 nucleotides. RefSeq names its product leptin receptor (gene LEPR). NCBI's taxonomy places the organism in Eukaryota, Metazoa, Chordata, Mammalia, Carnivora, Herpestidae. The transcript has 20 exons. The coding region runs from base 191 to 3688 and encodes 1165 amino acids. The record is from RefSeq and is a predicted model, not a curated record. Gene Ontology annotation, cellular component: membrane; external side of plasma membrane. Gene Ontology annotation, biological process: cytokine-mediated signaling pathway. Gene Ontology annotation, molecular function: protein binding; cytokine receptor activity.
UGCCCGGCGCCACCCGGCCAACUUCUUUUCCAGGUCCCCUCCCUACUUUGGAAAGUGAAAGGACUGCGACGUAAACCUACUGGCGAGCUGGCUGUGAAGCCUGGGCGUUCCUUCUGUUGAGGGGCUGCUUGGAUUGUUCUCUGUUUACACGGAUUUCCGUAAGUGUUAAGGUCUGCAUCUCUGAAGUAAGAUGAUUUGCCAAAAAUUUUGUGUGGCUCUGUUACAUUGGGAAUUUACCUAUUUGAUAACUGCAUUUAACGUGGCAUAUCCUGUUACUCCCUGGAGAUUUAAGUUGUCAUGCAUGCCACCAAAUACAACCUAUGACUUUCUCCUGCCUACUGGAAUCUUAAAGAACGCUUCAGAUGUGAAUCAACAUUAUGAGGCAAUUGAAGCUAAAUUUAAUUCAAGUAGUACCUACUUUUCUAAUUUAUCUUCCAAAACAACUUUUAACUGUUGCUUUUGGAGUGAGGAAGAUAAAACCUGUUCUGUACAAGCAGAUGUCAUGGAAGGGAAGGCAUUUGUCUCCACAGUGAAUUCUUUAGUUUUUCAACAAAUAGGUGCAAACUGGAACAUACAGUGCUGGAUGAAAGAGGACUUGGAAUUAUUCAUCUGCUCUAUGGAGUCACUAUUUAAGAAUUCUUCCGAGACUUAUGACCUUAAGGUCCAUCUUUUAUAUGUUCUGCCUGAAGUGUUGGAAGAGUCACCUCUGGUCCCCCAGAAGGGCAGUUUUCUGACUGUUCCGUGUAACUGCAGUGUUCAUGACAGCUGCGAAUGCCAUGUGCCUGUGCUGACAGCCAAACUCAACCACACUCUUCUUAUGUAUUGGAAAAUCACAUCUGGUGGAGUAAUUUUUCAGUCACCUGUGAUGUCAGUUCAGCCCAUAAAUGUUGUGAAGCCUGAUCCACCAUUAGGUUUGCAUAUGGAGAUCACAGACGCUGGCAAUUUAAGGAUUUCUUGGUCCAGCCCAACAUUGGUACCAUUUCAACUUCAAUAUCAAGUGAAGUAUUCAGAGAAUUCUUCAAAAAAUAUGAGAAAAGCUGAUGAGAUGGUCUCAGCUACAUCUCUGCUGGUAGACAGUGUGCUUCCUGGAUCUUCAUAUGAAGUUCAGGUGAGGGGCAGGAGACUGGAUGGCCCAGGACUCUGGAGUGACUGGAGCACCCCUCUUAUCUUUACCACACAAGAUGUCAUAUACUUUCCGCCUAAAAUUCUGACAAGUGUUGGGUCUAAUGUUUCUUUUCACUGCAUUUAUAAAAAUGAAAAUGAGAUUGUUUCCUCAAAAAAGAUUGUUUGGUGGAUGAAUUUAGCUGAGAAAAUUCCUCAAAGCCAGUAUAAUGUCAUGGGUGACCAUGUUAGCAAAGUUACUUUUCCUAAUUUGAAUGCAACCACGCCUCGAGGGAAGUUCACCUACGACGCAGUGUACUGCUGCAGCGAGCAUGCAUGCCACCAUCGCUAUGCUGAGUUAUAUGUGAUUGAUGUCAAUAUCAAUAUAUCAUGUGAAACUGAUGGGUACUUAACUAAAAUGACUUGCAGAUGGUCAACCAAUGCAAUCCAAUCACUCAUGGGAAGUACUUUGCAGUUGAGGUAUCAUAGGAGCAGCCUUUACUGUUCUGAUGUUCCAUCUAUUCCUCCCACAUCUGAAUCCAAAGAUUGCCGUUUGCAGAGAGAUGGUUUUUAUGAAUGCGUAUUUCAGCCAAUCUUUCUAUUAUCCGGCUAUACAAUGUGGAUUAGAAUCAGUCACUCUUUGGGUUCACUCAACUCUCCACCAACGUGUAUUGUUCCUGAUUCCGUGGUGAAACCACUGCCUCCAUCCAGUGUGAAAGUGGAAAUUACUGUAAAAAUUGGAGUAUUGAAAAUAUCUUGGAAAAAGCCAGUUUUUCCAGAAAAUAAUCUUAAAUUCCAGAUUCGCUAUGGCUUAAGUGGAAAAGAAGUACAGUGGAAGAUGUAUGAGGUGCAUGAUGCCAAAUCCAAUUCUGCCAGUGUCCUGGUGCCAGACCUGUGUGCCAUCUAUGCUGUCCAGGUGCGCUGUAAGAGGCUGGAUGGGCUGGGGUAUUGGAGCAAUUGGAGUAGUCCAGCCUACACAGUUGUCACAGAUAUAAAAGUUCCUACCAGAGGACCUGAAAUUUGGAGAAUAAUUAAUGAAGACACCACUAAAAAAGAGAGAAAUGUUACUUUACUUUGGAAGCCUCUGAUGAAAAAUGACUCAUUGUGUAGUGUAAGAAAAUAUGUGGUAAAACAUCAUACUUCCCUCAACGGAACAUGGUCAGAAGAUGUGGGAAAUCACACUCAAUUCACUUUCCUGUGGACAGAGCAAGCACAUUCUGUUACAGUUCUGGCUGUCAAUUCAAUUGGUGCUUCUUUUGUGAAUUUUAAUUUAACAUUCUCAUGGCCUAUGAGCAAAGUAAAUACCGUGCAGUCACUCAGUGCUUAUCCUUUAAACAGCAGUUGUGUGAUUCUUUCCUGGAAGUUAUCCCCCAGUGAUUUCUCUCUGAUGUAUUUUAUCACUGAGUGGAAAAUUCUUAAUGAAGACAGUGAAACUAAAUGGCUUAGAAUCCCUUCAUCUGUUAAGAAGUAUUAUAUUCAUGAUCAUUUUAUCCCCAUUGAGAAGUAUCAAUUCAGUCUUUAUCCAGUAUUUAUGGAAGGAGUGGGGAAACCGAAGAUAAUUAAUAGUUUUACCCAAGAUGAUAUUGAAAAACACCAGAAUGAUGCAGGUCUAUAUGUAAUUGUGCCGAUAAUUAUUUCCUCUUCAAUCUUAUUGCUUGGAACGUUAUUAAUAUCACACCAAAGAAUGAAAAAGAUGUUUUGGGAAGAUGUUCCAAACCCCAAGAACUGUUCCUGGGCACAAGGACUUAAUUUUCAGAAGCCAGAAACAUUUGAGCAUCUUUUUAUCAAGCAAACAGAAUCAGUGACAUUUGGUCCUCUUCUUUUGGAGCCUGAAACGAUUUCAGAAGAUGUCAGUGUUGACACAUCAUGGAAAAAUAAAGAUGAGAUGGUGCCAACAACUAUGGUCUCUCUACUUGUGACAACUCCGGAUCUCGAAAAGGGUUCUCUUUGUAUCAGUGACCAGCCCCACAGUGCUAACUUCUCUGAGCUCGAGAGCGGCGUGGUAACCUCUGAGGAUGAAAGCAGGAGACAGCCCUCUGUUAGAUAUGCCACUCUACUCAGCAGCUCUAAGUCAGGUGACACUGAUGAAGAGCAAGGGCUUAUAAACAGUUCAGUUAGCAAAUGCUUCUCUGGCAAAAACUCUCCGUCGAAGGAUUCUUUCUCUAACAGCUCAUGGGAGAUAGAAACCCAGGCAUUUUUUAUAUUAUCAGAUCAGCAUCCCCCGAUAACUUCACCACACCGUCCAUUCUCAGAAGGAUUAGGUGAAUUUUUGAAACUUGAGGGAAAUUUUCCUGAAGAAAAUAAUGGUGAGAGGUCUGUCUAUUAUUUAGGGGUCACCUCCCUCAAAAAAAGAGAGAGUGGUGUGUUUCUGACUGAUGAGUCACAAGUGUUGUGUCCAUUCCCAGCCCACUGUUUAUUCACGGACAUCAGAAUCCUCCAGGACACUUGCUCACAACUGGUAGAAAAUCAUUUCAAUUUGGGAACUAAUGGUCAGAAGACGUUUGUAUCUUACAUGCCCCAAUUUCAGAUUUGUUCCACUCAGACUCAGCAGAUAAUGGAAAACACAAUGUGUGACGUAACUGUCUAAUUUCAUUCAAGAAACAUCUCAGAGUUAUGUUCCAAUGAAUCAUAUGAAGUGGAAGACAGUCCACCAUGGUGUGGAUAUGGGA